CUCCUCUCCCUCUCUCUCUUAUUAUUGCUCCUCGGGUCGGGGUUCCUCGGCCCCCUCUCUCUCUCUUCCUCUGCUUUGGUGCGUGCUGCUCCCUGCCUCCCCUUCUCCCUUGCUUUGCUUUGACCUUGCCGGCUUUACCCGCCGGCCCUCCCGCCUUUCCCCGCCGCUGCCGCUGCUUGGAUUUUAGGAUCGGCGGAGAGAGGUUCCGCUGUUCGUCGUCGGUUGCUUGCUGCGAGGAGGGGCAUUAGGUGAUCCGGUUGUGCGUGGAAGAUGACGGUGGAGGGGAGGGUGAGCGUGGUGGACGACGGCAGGGACAGGUUCCCGGUGGGCAUGCGGGUGCUCGCCGUCGACGACGACCCCACCUGCCUCAAGGUCCUCGAGAGCCUCUUGCUCCGCUGCGACUACCACGUGACAACAACUGGGCAGGCAGCUACAGCCCUGAGGAUGCUCAGGGAGAACAAGGACCGGUUUGACCUGGUGAUCAGCGAUGUCCACAUGCCCGACAUGGAUGGCUUCAAGCUUCUUGAGCUUGUCGGCCUCGAGAUGGAUCUCCCAGUCAUUAUGCUGUCUGCAAAUGGGGAGACACAGACAGUCAUGAAGGGCAUAACCCAUGGAGCAUGUGACUACCUGCUGAAGCCAGUGCGUCUAGAGCAGCUGAAGACGAUAUGGCAACAUGUGGUUAGGCGGAAUACCAAGACCCGUGGUAAUGACAAUGAUGAUGCCGGUCAGAAGGUGCAGAACGGUGAUGGUGAGAAUGGUGGUGCUAACCGCAACAAGAGGCAGUCGCGUAGAGAUGAGAAUGGAGAUGAUGGUGAUGAUUCUGAUGAGAACAGCAAUGAGAAUGCAGACGCUUCAUCCCAGAAGAAGCCAAGGGUUGUGUGGUCUGUUGAGCUGCACAGGAAGUUUGUAGCUGCUGUCAACCAGCUUGGCAUUGACAAGGCUGUUCCAAAGAAAAUACUGGAUCUCAUGAAUGUAGAGAACAUCACCAGGGAAAAUGUUGCCAGCCAUCUGCAGAAGUACCGGCUGUACCUGAAAAGGAUGAGUAUGGAUGCAAGCAGGCAGGCUAACCUAGUUGCUGCACUUGGAGGAAGGAACCCUGCUUACGGCAACAUGAAUUCACUCGACGUUUUCAGGCACUACAACAAUGCAUAUGGGAGAUACCCCCCCGUCCCCACUACCACCCAUUCACAAUCAAAUAACCUAGUUGCAAGGAUGAACUCCCCAUCUGCAUUUGGAAUGCAUGGUUUGCUGUCUUCGCAGCCACUUCAGCAUGGUCAUGCCCAAACUAAUAUGGGCACUUCUCUUAAUGAUUUAGGGGUUAACAAUGGUAACAUGAUCAGGGCUGCACAGAUGCCAACAAUGGUAACUGGUACUUCUUGUAACUCUUUCACAAACAUAUCAAAUGGUGCCCCAUUGGCUCCUGCAAAUAGGUCAGUCCAGCCUCUUGAAUCAAGCAACCGGCAACACCUUGGUCAGAUACAUUUGUCUUCGACAGACUCAUUUAGUUCAUUCGUUGGCGAGUCUCACCACUUUCCAGAUCUUGGAAGAACUAGUAACACCUGGCAAACUGCAGUUCCAUCCAACAUUCAGGAACUGGGUCACAACGGCAGCAUGUCCCAAGCAACUUUGCAUGUGAAUGGCCCCAGGAACCCUGUCUCAAGCUUUACAUCAGCAUCCAAUCAGAUUCCAACUCUGGGAAAUGGGCUGCAGAGCCAAGUAGCAUCACUAGCUAGCAACCCCCUCCCAGUGACAUUUAAUCAGGAUGCAUCACCAUUCACAUACGGAAGCAGCACAAACUCAAGAGAGGUGCUAAAUGGCAACCUUGCAUUUAGCAAUUCAGGCAUCAAUACUUCGUUGCCCAACCUUCGGAUAGACAAUCCGAUCGUGCCUAGGCACACUCUGGAUGGCAGUAAUGCCGGUGAUGUCCCUUCUCUGCAGGAUGGCAGGAUUGAUCAACAAGCUGUUGGUAAUCAGCUCCAUUACAACAAUGAUCUCGUGGCCACAAGUAGGCUACAAAGGGGGCUCAGUGGCAGUUUGGAUGAUAUUGUUGUUGACAUGUUUAGGCCGGAUAGCGGUAAUGGUGGCAGUUUCAUCGAUGCAGACUGGGGGCUGGUAUAGCCGGUCUCUACUCCUAGAGUCCAUGUCACUAUGUCAGAUUUUCCGCAUUUGUGGCGCCUGCUGCUGAUUGGUCCAUCAUGCAAUUGCCUGGUCAAAGUUGUCCAUAGUAGCUUUCAUCAGAAAUGACUUCUGCAUUUCUUUUUCUUCAGUUUAGCGUUCAGGUUCUUGGGUUAGUCUGCCAGUCGUGCAGAGUUAUGUCAAGUAACAAUUAUGUGCUGUCUGGGUCCUUAAGUCCUAUAACUAUGUCAAUUCAGGUAUAACUGGUUAUCGCAAGAUAUAGUAUGCUUGGUAUGCAAGUGAAUGCUUCGCUUUAACGUUGGAAACAUAUUUUGCUCCUUUUGUCAUAUUUUCUUUUGCUACAAUUUUUAGUCGGUUGAAUUGUCAGAACAGCAUGACAUUUUAGCAGAUUUGUGCUGUAUGGAAAUGAAAGUUUUGGUUAUUUGCGUGA
Brachypodium distachyon (stiff brome) is the source of this 2566-nucleotide messenger RNA. RefSeq names its product two-component response regulator ORR24. The transcript is spliced from 6 exons. Gene Ontology annotation, molecular function: DNA-binding transcription factor activity; DNA binding. NCBI's taxonomy places the organism in Eukaryota, Viridiplantae, Streptophyta, Magnoliopsida, Poales, Poaceae. The coding region runs from base 271 to 2118 and encodes 615 amino acids. Gene Ontology annotation, biological process: cytokinin-activated signaling pathway; phosphorelay signal transduction system. The record is from RefSeq and is a predicted model, not a curated record.